Molecule: messenger RNA, 798 nt
Organism: Tetrahymena thermophila SB210
Lineage: Eukaryota; Ciliophora; Oligohymenophorea; Hymenostomatida; Tetrahymenidae
Product: S49 family peptidase
Exons: 6
Biological process (GO): proteolysis
Molecular function (GO): ATP-dependent peptidase activity; serine-type endopeptidase activity
Source: RefSeq, a predicted model, not a curated record
AUGUCGAUUGUUUCUAUUGCUAAAAAAUAUAUUUUUGGUUCUUACAUUCCUGUUAUCGUUAUUAACACAGGAAUUGAUGCUAAGGCUACCUAAGACGUAAGAAAUUCUAUAGCUAAGAUUGAUGCAGAUAGAGCUAAAGCUGUUGCCUUACUUAUUAACUCACCAGGUGGAUCUCCUGUAUAGUGUGACAUAAUUACUGAAAUGGUAAAAGGAUUUAGCAAAAAGCAUCACUUACCACUUUACACAUUUGCUAAUGAUAUAGCUGCAAGUGGCGGAUAAUUCCUUCUUUCUAUUGGAGAUAAAUCUUUUGCUUAGGAAACUUCAUUAGUUGGUAGUGUUGGUGUUGUAGGCAUGUGGUUUGGUUUAGGAAAUCUUGCUAAGGAAUAUAAGCUAAAGCCAGAAAUUUUUUCAUCUAAUUAGGAAUAAGAAUUAGCUUACAUGAAUUUUUUUGAAGAUUUGACUCCUGAAAAGAAAGAGAAGAUUAUCAGAACAUUGAAAACUCACCACAAAAUAUUCAUUGAGCAUAUUGAAAAACAUAGCAAUUAUAAAAUUUCCCCUGAAGAAAGGGAAAAAAAAAUAUAUGAUGCUUCAAUUGUUUUAGGAAAAGAUGCAGUAAAAUAUGGAUUGGUUGAUGAGAUAGGAUAAUAUUAAUCCGUUCUUAAUAGAGAUUUUCCAGGAGUUUAAAUAGAAAUUAUUUCAUCUGAAAGUUGGAGAUAGAAAAUAUUAGGAAGCAUUUUCGCUAAAAUGGGAGUAAGCACAUAAGAGAGUAUAUUAGAUAGAAAUCUUUUACUUAUGUGA